CCAACUGAGAGUAGCACUCGAGAAGGGAUAACACUAUAACAGAAGGCUGCGAAAGCAGAGAGAAGCCAGGCUCCAACCCUCCUUCCGUGAGGCCGCGAUUUCCGUCAGUGAGCAACGUCUCUGCUAUUGCGAUCUCUGGUCCUACGUCCAACAUCUCACUAGUCGCUCAUCAUUCAUCUCUGUUCUCUAUAUUCUAAACGAGGUUCAGUUGGGCCGCAGCGGAACAUGUUGGAACCAGGAGAGCGAGAGAAUAUUGAACCUGUUAAAAUGGAUGCAACAAUUACUACCCUAGAACCCGACUGUGGCGGUGGUGGCGGUCUCUGUAUUCCUGGGAAGGGUCGAGUUGUUUUUAGACAACCGGAGCGCAAAUCACUCCUUGGGCUGGAUGUGCUGGCAUGUGCAAAAAGAGAAAGAUCUACAAUUGAUCAAUCAUUUAAAGUCCCAAGAGAAAAAGCAGCUUCCGUUGUGUCAGCUAUAGAUGAAUACGAAGAGACUUCAACUGUGACUGGAGAAUUGGAAGGUGGUUCAUCGGGUGGUUUGUGCAGUCACACAAGUAGGCGUUAUCGUGAUAAUGUUUCUAGUGAGCAUUCUGUUUCAGGUUCUGCUGUUACUGAAGGACGAGAGACAGAAACACUCUCAAGGCCUCACCUUGAUGAACACCAUCAGGUUUCAAAAUCAUCUACGGGAAGAUCAAGGACAAGUUCUUGGUAUGAUUCUGAACACGAAAGGGAAAGCAAAUACCAUGAUGCUUAUAGGAGAAAAAGUAGAGACACUCGGAGAGACAGCGAUCAUGGUGAGGAGUAUCGGCACAGGGAAUCAUCACGUAAUUUUCGAAAUGAGUACAAUGAUGACAGCAGGAGAAAAAGAACUAGACAUGAAAGCCCCAGGAAUACACAUGGAAGAUCUAGCUGGGAUGAUGGCAAAUGUGAGUGGGAUGAUACACCUCGCCGGGAUAGUUCCUCUUAUAGUAGCAGGCGGCGCCAUGAUCCUUCACCAUCACCUAUGUUUAUUGGAGCCUCACCGGAUGCACGAUUGGUUUCCCCAUGGCUGGGAAGCCAUACACCUCGUUCUGGAGCUGCUUCUCCUUGGGACAGCGUAGCUCCAUCGCCAACUCCUGUACGAGCAUCAGGCUCUUCUGUAAGGACGUUAGGAUCUCGAUAUGGUGGGAAAUCCAAUCGGGGUUCUGAAUCUACUAACACUGCUGUGUUGUCUGAGGAAGGAGAUGGCAAAGUAAGCAGGUCAGAAGACAGCAAUCAAGAGAUCUCUGAAAGUAUGCGUAUGGAGAUGGACAACAAUUCUGAUCGUGCAUGGUAUGAUAGAGAAGAAGGGAGCAGCGUGUUUGACAUGGAUAGGUCAUCACUGUUUUUAGGUGAUGCAGCAUCUUUUCAAAAGAAAGAGGCUGAGCUGGCUAAAAGACUUACUCGGAAGGAUGGCACAAAGAUGUCACUUUCUCAGAGCAAGAAGCUAUCACAGCUAACUGCAGACAAUGCACAGUGGGAAGACCGUCAGCUUCUGAGAUCAGGAGCUGUUAAAGGCACUGAGGUGCAAACAGAAUUUGAUGAUGAGGAUGAAAGGAAGGUUAUCCUCCUAGUCCAUGAUACAAAACCCCCCUUUCUGGAUGGAAGAAUUGUCUUCACAAAACAAGCUGAACCAGUAAUGCCAAUCAAGGACCCUACAUCAGAUUUGGCCAUAAUAUCUAGGAAAGGCUCAGCUCUUGUUCGUGAAAUACAUGAAAAACAAAGUAUGCAUAAAUCUCGUCAACGGUUUUGGGAACUUGCUGGAUCAAAACUUGGUGAUAUCUUAGGGGUUGAAAAAACAGCUGAACAGAUUGAUGCAGAUACUGCUGCAGUGGGUGAACAAGGUGAGGUUGAUUUCAAGGAAGAAGCUAGGUUUUCACAGCACCUAAAGAAAGGGGAAGCAGUGAGUGACUUUGCGAAGUCCAAAACACUCUUGCAGCAGAGGCAGUAUUUGCCCAUAUUUUCUGUUCGUGACGAGUUUAUGCAGGUUGUUCGAGAAAAUCAGAUUGUGGUAGUUGUCGGAGAAACUGGUUCAGGGAAGACUACACAAUUGACCCAGUGCUGCAAAAUUUGCAAGGCUGGGGCUUACUUAGUGCUUAGUCAGGAAUUAACAGGAGUCAGACGGGGUAUAAAUAAAUUUGGCAUGGCCUAGCCGGAAAUAAACACCUUGACCCCAGGGAGCAGUUAUCGCCUAGGCGAGGCAUUAAUUGGGGCCAUGUGGGAUUUUUACAGCAGUGGCUUGAGAUAUCAAAUUUUGGCAUAUUUUCUUCUUGUUCCGUAUGUGACGACUGAUGAAUGUUUGCAGUACCUACAUGAAGAUGGCUACACAAAGAAUGGGAUAGUUGGUUGCACCCAACCUAGGCGUGUAGCAGCUAUGAGUGUUGCAAAGAGAGUUAGUGAAGAAAUGGAAACUGCGCUUGGGGAUAAAGUAGGAUAUGCCAUUCGUUUUGAAGAUGUGACUGGGCCAAACACUGUUAUCAAGUACAUGACAGAUGGUGUGCUUCUACGGGAGACGCUUAAGGAUUCUGAUCUUGAAAAAUACAGUGUCGUUGUGAUGGACGAAGCACAUGAGAGAUCAUUAAACACUGAUGUGCUGUUUGGCAUACUUAAAAAAGUUGUUUCUCGGCGUCGUGAUUUUAAGCUUAUUGUGACGUCUGCCACGCUGAAUUCACGGAAAUUUUCCGACUUUUUUGGAAGUGUACCAAUCUUCAACAUUCCGGGUAGAACAUUCCCCGUUCAACAUAUGUACAGCAAAACUCCUUGUGAAGAUUAUGUAGAGGCUGCAGUAAAGCAGGCUAUGACCAUUCACAUAACUAGCGCUCCGGGUGAUAUACUCAUAUUCAUGACUGGUCAAGAUGAGAUUGAAGCUACAUGUUAUGCACUCCAAGAGCGAAUGGAACAGUUAGUGACCUCAACUAAACAAGCUGUAGCCAAUCUACUCAUCCUUCCCAUCUACUCCCAACUACCUGCUGAUUUGCAGGCUAAGAUAUUUCAGAAGGCCGGGGAAGGAGAACGCAAAUGCAUUGUCGCCACAAACAUUGCCGAAACAUCAUUAACCGUUGAUGGAAUUUUCUAUGUGAUUGAUACCGGCUACUCCAAGAUGAAGGUGUACAAUCCGCGCAUGGGUAUGGAUGCCCUUCAAGUGUUUCCAGUCAGUCAAGCAGCGGCAAACCAGCGAGCAGGACGGGCUGGUAGAACCGGGCCUGGAACUUGCUACCGACUCUAUACCGAGAGUGCAUACUUGAACGAGAUGCUUCCAAGCCCUGUACCAGAAAUCCAAAGGACAAACCUUGGAAAUGUCGUAUUACUGCUAAAGUCUCUCAAGAUCUCAAAUUUGUUAGAUUUUGAUUUUAUGGAUCCACCACCUCAGGAAAACAUCCUUAACUCCAUGUACCAGCUGUGGGUAUUGGGCGCGCUUAGUAACGUCGGUGACCUAACUGGUCUUGGCUGGAAAAUGGUGGAGUUCCCGUUGGACCCGCCUCUUGCUAAGAUGCUUCUGAUGGGAGAACAACUGGAGUGCUUGAACGAAGUCCUCACCAUUGUGGCAAUGCUUUCAGUACCAUCGGUUUUUUUCAGACCCAAGGAUCGGGCAGAAGAGAGUGAUGCUGCCCGGGAGAAGUUCUUUGUGCCAGAAUCCGAUCAUCUCACACUGCUAAAUGUGUACCAGCAAUGGAAGGCAAAUCAGUACAGGGGCGAUUGGUGUAACGAUCAUUUCUUACAUGUCAAAGGCCUGCGUAAGGCAAGGGAGGUGAGAUCUCAACUACUGGAUAUCCUCACGACGCUCAAAAUCUCCCUCACCUCAUGUGGCCCGGACUGGGAUAUCGUGAGAAAGGCAAUCUGCUCUGCAUAUUUUCACAAUGCAGCUAGACUUAAGGGUGUGGGUGAAUAUGUAAAUUGUAGGAAUGGAAUGCCAUGUCACCUGCAUCCCACCAGUGCACUUUAUGGGUUGGGUUACACGCCAGAUUAUGUUGUGUAUCAUGAGUUGAUAUUGACGACAAAGGAGUAUAUGCAGUGUGUUACGUCAGUUGAACCGCAGUGGUUAGCUGAGAUGGGCCCCAUGUUUUUCUCUGUUAAGGACUCGGAUACUUCCAUGUUAGAACACAAAAAGAAACAAAAGGAAGAGAAAACAGCCAUGGAGGAAGAACUAGAAAAUCUGAGGAAUGUGCAAGUGGAGAAUGAGAGAAGAAAGAAAGAAAAAGAGAGGGAGAAGAGGGCGAUGCAACAACAACAAAUUUCAAUGCCUGGCUUGAAGAAAGGCACUUACCUCAGACCAAAGAAACUUGGUCUUUAAAAGCUGUACCAUUUUUGAUGUAAUAUUAAUAGGGUAGUAGAUAUAUUACACCUACACUAUUCACUAUUCGUCCUACAAACUAACUUCAGCAAGGCUUGUGUAAGGAAAAUUGACAAGAUUAAUCCCUACAUUCACCAAUUAAUCCAAAAUAAUCCCUACAUCAACUUUUUACAUGAAUAAUCUGAA
Molecule: messenger RNA, 4494 nt
Organism: Cuscuta epithymum
Lineage: Eukaryota; Viridiplantae; Streptophyta; Magnoliopsida; Solanales; Convolvulaceae
Source: the annotation of a GenBank genome assembly